GAUAACGAUCCGCAUGAGUACAGUAAACACAAUGGGACCGCCAUCUAGCCUGAGUAAUCCUAAAGCAAUGCCACAUGUGUCGUUGUCAAAAAAAAAAGGGACAACGUGCGUGGCAGUAACACAUAAAAAUCACAUAAAAGAACACAUAAAAAGUUGCUUAAUUUUUUACAAUUGAAAUGUCGGAAGGAGAAAAUAUUUUCAUCUUGAAAAUGUGUCCACAGAAAUGCCAAUAUGAGAAAUUAUGAGAAUCGUUGCAAACGCCUUAGCUCGUCACGAUAAAGGUAACAUACUGACAAUAAAAUGAACGAAAAGACAGGUAUAAGCAUGGAAAGAAAGAGAUUGAAUUACGAGAAUAAGCUUAUAUUAGCGCCUAUGGUACGAAUUGGUACCCUUCCAAUGCGUCUUCUUGCGCUUGACUAUGGUGCUGAUAUAGUGUACACAGAAGAGUUAAUAGACUGGAAAUUAUUACGGUCAUUUCGUCGUGAAAACGGGACGGUCGAUUACAUUGAUAAAACAGAUGGUACAGUGACUUUCCGAACGUGUCUUAGAGAGAGAGACAAAGUAGUUUUGCAAAUUGGCACUUGUGAUGCAACAAGAGCGUUGAAAGUGGCCAAAAUGGUGGAGCAAGAUGUUGCCGGGAUUGAUUUGAACAUGGGUUGUCCUAAGUUAUUUUCCUUGGUAGGAAAAAUGGGUGCAGCCCUCCUGAAAGAACCAGAGAUAGCUGUGAACAUCUUGAAGACUCUAGUAGACAAUUUGAGCAUCCCUGUAACUUGCAAAAUUCGUGUAUUGCCAGAUUUGGAUAAAACUUUGGAACUCUGCGAGCUUCUACAAUCAACCGGUAUAUCAGCAAUUGCAGUUCAUGGUCGUACCGUUAAUGAAAGACCGCAACAUAUGAAUCAUAACGAGGUCUUGAGAAAAGUUUCCGAACAACUGUCUAUACCAGUUAUAGCAAAUGGAGGGUCAAAAGAAAUACAGAAAUAUUCUGAUAUUUCCAAAUUCAAGGAAAUAACAGGAUGCAACAGUGUGAUGCUUGCGCGUGCAGCUGAAUGGAACUGUUCAAUAUUUAGUAAAGAAGGUUUACUACCCAUGGAAGAUGUGAUAAAAUCAUAUCUAAAGUAUGCCGUGGAUUGUGAUAACCCACCUUCCAAUACUAAGUACUGUAUACAGAAUAUACUUAGGGAUCAACAGGAGUCAACAUUAGGCAGGAAUGAUUUAUGGGAUUUAAGUGAUUAUUGCCGAUUGAAGAAAAAAGAAUUUGGAGAGAAAGGUUUAUUGGGAAGAUCUCAAGUCUCACCUAUGAGAGAAGAUGAGAAACAGAAUGAGGGACAGCCUUCUAAUAAAAGAAAGAUUUCAGAGGAAGAAGACGUAAUUUUAAUGCAUUGUGCGUUCUUAAGAAACAACUAUGUAACAGAUCUGGAAUUACCAAAAACUAUAUUACACAAAUGGACGCAGACUCGAAGGAAAAAAAUGCCAAAUUAUAAUACGCAGCCAGAGGGAAAAUUAUUUCGAUCCAUCGUUACCGUCGAUGGACGAAAAUAUGGAUCUUCAUUUUGGGAAAAAAAUAAAAAAUGGGCGGAACAAGGUGCUGCUUUAGUUUGUCUUUUUUCUUUGGGCCUACUCAAUAAGAAAACUCUUGAUACAAACUGCACUGUUUCUUCUUGCAAAAAUAUAAAUAAUUAAUUAUCGCAUCACGAUUUGUAAAAUUCGACCUUAUAUUUUUUUACUAGUUUUAUCAAUAAAAAACAUUUUUCUGAUACAGGAAAA
Molecule: messenger RNA, 1764 nt
Organism: Heterotrigona itama
Lineage: Eukaryota; Metazoa; Arthropoda; Insecta; Hymenoptera; Apidae
Source: the annotation of a GenBank genome assembly